Messenger RNA from Brassica rapa (field mustard), 1799 nucleotides. RefSeq names its product scarecrow-like protein 3. The record is from RefSeq and is a predicted model, not a curated record. NCBI's taxonomy places the organism in Eukaryota, Viridiplantae, Streptophyta, Magnoliopsida, Brassicales, Brassicaceae.
AAACCGACUAUCACGCAUUGUCUGGUACGUAGAGCCAAAAGGAACAAUGCCCUCUGUUUUAGUGUUUUUUUAGUUUCAAUCCUUUCCCCAAACUACAAUAGUCCACACGCUAUACUCGCAAGAUAACCACUAGAGACUUCUCUCCUCUUCUUACACACAUCUUACAUAGAUAGAACCCAAAAAAAAAAAAAAGAAGGCUUCAACAUUUUCUUUCCUCUGCUGCAAAUUCCAAUUCUCUGGAUCUUUAAAAGAAAUUCUGAAUCUUGGGUUUGAGUUCUAGACUCUCGCUUUGAUAUGGUGGCUAUGUUCCAAGAAGACAAUGGAACAUCCUCUGUAGCUUCAUCACCGCUCCAAGUCUUCUCAACCAUGUCACUCACAAGACCAACUCUCCUCCCUUCUCCCUCCUCAUCACCGUUUCACUCCCUCAAAGACCUCAAACCAGAGGAGCGUGGUCUCUACCUGAUCCACCUCCUGCUAACCUGCGCCAACCACGUGGCCUCAGGCAGCCUCCAGAACGCAAACGCGGCUCUCGAGCAGCUCUCUCUUCUCUCUUCCCCUGACGGAGACACCAUGCAGCGUGUAGCAGCUUACUUCACCGAAGCGCUCGCCAACAGAAUCCUCAAGUCUUGGCCUGGUCUCUACAAGGCCCUUAACGCAACUCAGACAAGAACCAGCAAUGUCUCCGAGGAGGUUCAUGUCAGGAGGUUGUUCUUUGAUAUGUUCCCUAUACUAAAAGUGUCUUACUUGCUCACUAACCGAGCUAUACUCGAGGCUAUGGAAGGUGAGAAGAUGGUUCAUGUGAUUGAUCUCGACGCUUCGGAGCCGGCUCAAUGGCUUGCUUUGAUUCAAGCUUUUAACUCUAGGCCUGAAGGUCCACCGCAUCUGAGAAUCACCGGCGUUCACCACCAGAAGGAAGUGCUUGAUCAAAUGGCUCACAGACUAAUCGAGGAGGCAGAGAAACUCGAUAUCCCGUUUCAGUUUAACCCCGUUGUGAGUAGCUUACAGUGCUUAAACGUGGAGCAGUUGCGUGUUAAGACAGGAGAGGCCUUAGCUGUAAGCUCGGUUCUUCAGUUGCAUAACCUCUUGGCCUCUGAUGUGACCAGCAACAAUGGACACAGCCUGAGCGGCGACUCGGCCUCAUCUUUGCCUCUUUCUAAUUCAGGAAAGAUCGAUAGUUUCCUCAAUGCAAUAUGGGGUUUGUCUCCCAAGAUCAUGGUGGUCACUGAGCAAGACUCAGACCACAACGGCUCCACGGUGAUGGAGAGACUGUUGGAAUCACUCUACACCUACGCAGCUUUGUUUGAUUGCUUGGAGACGAAAGUUCCAAGAACGUCUCAAGACAGGAUGAAAGUGGAGAAGAUGCUUUUCGGAGAGGAGAUCAAGAACAUCAUAGCGUGUGAAGGGUCUGAGAGAAGAGAAAGACAUGAGAAGCUGGAGAAAUGGAGCCAGAGGAUUGAUUUGGCUGGUUUUGGGAAUGUUCCUCUUAGCUAUUAUGCCAUGUUGCAGGCUAGGAGGUUGCUUCAAGGGUAUGGUUUUGAUGGGUAUAGGAUCAAAGAAGAGAGUGGGUGUGCAGUGAUUUGCUGGCAAGAUAGACCUCUAUACUCAGUUUCAGCUUGGAGAUGCAGGAAGUGAAUGGUAUAAUAAACACUUGUGACUUAUGUAUUUUCUUCUUUUUUUUUAUGAGCAGGGACACAAUCUUACUUGUCUCUUGACUGUGACUUCUGUCUCGUUUUCCUUGUUUUGGCAAAUGCUUCUUGCUGCCUUCUGCAUAUAAAAUGCCUUUUGAGUUUCCAGCACUG